CUGGGAAUAAAGUUCAGGGGCGGCCGCGGGGCGCGGGCUCGGAACUCGCCGUGUGAGCGCAGGGCGGCUCCCGCCUGUCCCCAGCGCGCCUCGCCAUGGCCACUGACGAGCUGGCCCAGAAGCUGCAGCGCCGGCUGCUGCUAGAAGAGAGCGGCCCGGAGCCUGCGCCCGGCGGGGAGGAGGCAGCGGCGGGCUGGGGGGCCGGCCAGGAGGAGGAGGAGGAGAGCAGGAGCUCCAUGUUCGCCAGCGCCGACUCGGAGCUGGGCGCCAAGCUGAGCCGCAGGCAGGACAUCAACGAUGGCACGGCACGGCCCCGCCAGGCCAAGGUCUUCAACCCCUACACCGAAUUCAAGGAGUUCAGCCGGCGGCAGAUCAAGGACAUGGAGCAGAUGUUCCGACUGUAUGACUCUGGAAAGGAUGGGUAUAUAGACCUAAUGGAGCUGAAACUGAUGAUGGAGAAGCUGGAAGCACCUCAGACCCACCUGGGCCUGAAAAACAUGAUCAAGGAAGUGGAUGAGGAUUUUGAUGGCAAGCUCAGCUUCCGUGAGUUCCUGCUGAUUUUCCAUAAAGCUGCAGCCGGAGAGCUUGAGGAAGACAGUGGGCUGAUGACUCUGGCAAAACUCUCUGAGAUAGAUGUUUCCACUGAGGGAGUUAAAGGAGCCAAGAACUUCUUUGAAGCUAAGGUUCAAGCCCUUUCUUCAGCCAGCAAGUUUGAAGCAGAGAUCAAGGCAGAGCAGGAUGAACGAAAGCGGGAGGAGGAAGAGAAGAAACACCGUCGGGCAGCAUUCAGGGAGCUAAAGUCUGCAUUCAGCCAGUAACCAUCCAUUCUACCACAAGAGACUUCUCUUAACUUGGUACAUUUCCAUGAAUCACGACUGUGCCUGGAGAGUAUCUCCUGCUAGAACUUCACCAUCCUUUCAGACAGAAGCUUCUAACUCAAUUCCAAAGGGUACAGCUCUUACAACUACCAUGUCUUCAUAUGGUAUGAACAAUAAGAACUGUGUACAUAAUCAUCACUCUGAACUGUCAGGUAGUGCUUAGGGAAAUUAAAGUUCAUCCUAAUGCUGAAAAACCAGGUAGCAAAUCAGCUUUCCUUAACCCAAAAAGAAUGACCAUGUUUCUUGACUAUAUUUUUUUCCUUGGUUUCUGUUUUUCAUAACCCCUUUCCUCCUGUUUAGUUCCCAUGAUAUCUUUAUGCAAAUCAGGAGGUACAAAAUACAGAUUACUUUCCUGUAUGUUACCCUCCACUGAACAUUAGCAGGAAUAUCAUACGUCCUUUACUUUUCUCUUUUCUCUCCUCUCUCCCCCCCUCAGAGUCCAAAUACACAGGUUUUAGAGGCAGCACUGUGAACAGGGAGGAUAGUCAGCAGGGCUGUGAAUGAAAUGGACAGUCACAUAUCUUUUCUAUUAGCCAAGACUAUAAUUGGAGCCUUCCAGCUUUUACCCUCUGAAAUGGCAUAUUGAUAACGCUUUCAGUAAAAGAAGCUGGACUUCCUCAAAGAACACCUUACCCUCGACUUUGGCAGGAGAAAAAUUAGCAGUACUUUAGAGAUGGAAUAGAAAACUGAUGGGGUUUUUGACCUGUCACAUUACAUUUUAUUAAUCCACUCCAUAGCCUCACUAGACUUUUUUAGGCCCUUAAAUUUAGAAGAAGCAAGUAGGUGUAUCUAUGUCUAAGAAAUAUUGCCAGCUCGGCAGUACAAUUGGAUGAUGCAUUAGCCUCUCACCUUUGGAAGUCUGUUCACAUGCUGAGGUUGUAAGUGCAAAAGUGACUUUCAUGAAGUCCUUAAAGUCAUUACUCGAUGAAACCAAUCUGGUACGAUGAGCAGUCCCUGCUCAGAAAGGGAAUAGCAGAUGGGUUACAAAUCAAGACUGAGGUGCAUUUGGCAGAGUUGAAUUUAGUAAGCUUGCAUGAUACCUUACCUUAGCCAAUCAUUUCUUAUGAGCACAAGAGACUUGCCCACAAGUUUUAAAAACUUGCAGGUACAUGUCUCUAUAUUCUGAAGGCUGCCAAAAAGGGGAACAAUCCCUCCUUGCAAAGCCUCUCUGGAUGCAUUAAUGUUCUGCCUCUCUAUUGUUGCCCAAAUUCCUUCCAAGAUAAGACUCACACCAGUGGUCUAUCUGAUUGAUUCUCUGUGUCUUUACCUGUCUGUUUUGCUUCUUAAACUGUGAGCACUAAACUGUGAGUGUGGAAUAAUAAAUAGAAAAACCUCUAAUCUUUAAUGUCAGGUGGGAGAAUUGCUAAACAAUUAAACUGUGUAUAUAUCUCCACAGAUUAUAUUUUAUAAAUCACGCUUUUUUAGCUAAAUAUUUAUAAUUAAAUGUUUUUAUUCUUUACAACAAAGCAGAUAACUCUAUCUUCAAUUAUUUCUCCUGUUGCUAAAAUGUACAAAUAAAACUUUCUUUAAUACCUCA
Caretta caretta (loggerhead turtle) is the source of this 2415-nucleotide messenger RNA. It is a transcript of the gene EFHD1, whose product is annotated as EF-hand domain family member D1. Gene Ontology annotation, cellular component: mitochondrial inner membrane. NCBI's taxonomy places the organism in Eukaryota, Metazoa, Chordata, Testudines, Cheloniidae. Gene Ontology annotation, molecular function: calcium ion binding; calcium ion sensor activity. The record is from RefSeq and is a predicted model, not a curated record.